AUGACAGACCUGAAGAGAGUCGUCUCGGCUUUUUGCGAACUGCUGCGCUUCAUGGGAAUCGGUGACCUUCACCCGGAAACUCUACGAUGUGCCAAGUUCAACAAGGUAACGUCAGUGGAGCCACUCUUCACGAGUCUACGAGUUCUCGUGGAUAUGCAAUCGACAGAAUUUUUUACUGGAGACAGUAGAGCAGCAUUUAUAUCAAGAGUGAUGCUUAAAUCGGCAUAUGGGAGAGACAAGUUUUACAAAUGGUUAGCAAACGCUUUCAGUGACAACGUGUCACGUGAUCAGUCUGAGGUUGUGGAAGUCGGAAGUCGCGAGUUACUAUUGGCGUUUGUCUGGCUUUUGUGGCAUAUGAGGAUAUUUGACAUCUACUCGUUCUAUAUUCGUCGUUGCUUUGUCUGUUUAACGACGAGCUUACCGAGUUCGUCUAGUGUGUGUCGUAUAGAACGAACUAUCAAGUGUCCUCGUGACUGGUGGAAAUGGAUGGAGGAACAAAAUCUAUCAAUUGCAAGAGAAAGUAGUAAUACAGUUGAUAAACCAAGUUAUAAUGAAACCGAUCAGUAUUUAGUUCAGCAAGCACUCACAUCAAGGAACAAAAUCGCUGCGAUCGCUAAAGCGGUAUACUCAACUGAAAAAGGCAUUGCAAAGCUGUCGAGCAAGACCCACAAGGCGACUGAAAGAACAGGAUCGAUUUCUAGUGGACAACCAAAGCACUGGUCUCUGAACGAUGUCUACUUGGUAAGACAUCCGGACUUGCUGAGAAAGUGUUCGCAUUUAUUGGAAAAGUUGAUUGAACGUUUAGAGAAACUUGUUGCGUGGACUCAACAGAGCCAGCUUUUCUGGCAGUGGAUGGAAAGCAUCGUGGAUGUUGAGCAUGUAGAAAUGACAUCGGGUUGUACACCACAUAAUGAUACAACAAAACGAAGUCAGUGUAUCCUGACUAAUUCCUCUGAUAUCAUUCUACCCAAUAGGCGAUCGCCUGUUUGGACUUGGCAUCUCCGGUGGGUGGGAUCUUUCCCUACCAAGCGAGUUAUAGGUACAACGGAGACUGAAACGUGUUCUGUGAAAUGUAAAACUGAAGAGGUCACUGCUGAAGUGGCCAGACUAGAGGCAAAACUGAAGGGACUACAACAACAAUGUAAACUCCAUGUUGACAGAGUAAAAGGUUUGUUUCCAGAGUUAACGUUCGAAACAUGUGAUAUUAGACUAUGUAAGAAAUAAUAUGAGGUAGGUGAUCAUACUAAAGUGUAGUACAUGAUGAGUAAUGUAAUAAGCAUGAUGUUGUAGAUAUCUUGCUAACGAUCAUGCAUACCUUUCUUCAACUAUUAAGUAUGCAUACACAACAGCCUCUGUCACAGUUCUAAACAAUUACAAAAUAAUUUAUGAAAAUAUGAUAAAAUAUGAAAAAAAUAUGAAAUAGGUUACAAAAUUGACUUAAAAGUAGUGGAAAGGUGGCAAGAGCAAAAUAAGGUGGGAAGACGAUGUGUUGAUGAACAUCGAUGAAUGUACAUACACUACAUGGUUUGAGGAACUCAAGGCUGUUGAAAAUGUAGCUAGAACACCGAUGUUGCCUUAUGCGGCAAAUUUUUUGCAAUCUUUGUACUGAUUGUUCCUUCAAUAUGUGCCUGUGAGUGGGUUGAUACGUUGUCCAUGUGUCUGUCUGCCUGU
Messenger RNA from Corticium candelabrum, 1671 nucleotides. RefSeq lists its product as uncharacterized. The record is from RefSeq and is a predicted model, not a curated record. The transcript has a single exon. Lineage: Eukaryota; Metazoa; Porifera; Homoscleromorpha; Homosclerophorida; Plakinidae. Bases 1 to 1224 code for a protein of 407 amino acids.